AUGGGAGAUGGAAACUGUGUACAGCUGAACUCAGACAGAAAAUGGACUCCAAAAGAUUGCUCUAAUCAAAGUGCCUUCCUUUGCUAUGGAGAUGAACGUCCACUUAACACCACUGGGGAUUUGACCACUCCUGUUACCCCUGAAACCACCGGCCCUACUUCAACUGGACCUCCCUCAAUCAAGACGUCCACCACAAUAACUACCACUUUACCACCUACUACCACUACUAAUGGAGAGUCCAACACCUCACCAAAUACCACUACUAAUGGAGAGUCCAACACCUCACCAAAUACCACUACAAAUGGACAGUCCACCACCUCACCACCUACCACUACAAAUGGACAAUCCAGCACCUCACCACCUACCACUACUAAUGGACAGUCCAUCACCUCACCACCUACCACUACUAAUGGACAGUCCACCACCUCACCACCUACUUCUACUAAUGGACAGUCCACCGCCUCACCACCUACCACUACUAAUGGACAGUCCAGCACCUCACCACCUACCACUACUAAUGGACAGUCCAGCACCUCACCACCUACCACUACUAAUGGACAGUCCACCACCUCACCACCUACCACUACAAAUGGACAGUCCACCACCUCACCACCUACCACUACUAAUGGAGAGUCCACCACCUCACCAACUACCACUACUAAUGGACAGUCCAGCACCUCACCACCUACUACUACUAAUGGACAGUACUCCACCUCACCACCUACCACUACUAAUGGACAGUACUCCACCUCACCAACUACGACUACUAAUGGACAGUCCACAACACCACCAACAUCAACGUCCAGUGGACAACUGACCUCAAUAGGUCCCACCUCCCCAGACAGGAAGCCCACAUCCUCACCCAGUAUUACAACUUCUCCACUCCAUCCUGAUUACCUGCAGUACUUCAACAAGUCCAAGAGCUGGAUCAAUGCACUGGAAAUCUGUAAAAGUCGUGGCUCCAACCUGGUUCACAUCACCAACCAGACCGUGCAGGCUGACGUGACCCAGCUCCUGGACAAUGUGGAGCUGCCAUGUGGGGGGGUGUGGAUUGGUCUGGAGCGGUCCAUCUUUGAGUGGAGCGCCCCCUGGCUGUGGACCAGUGGGGAUGUUGAUAAGGUGGUGAAGUACAGAGAGUGGCACAGCUGCUUCCCCCUCAACCCCAUCAAUUACCACUGUGGUAAGAUGGUCCGGGUUGGUAACGGAGAACUGAAGUGGCUGGAUGCUUCUUGUCAUCAGGAAUUACCCUUCAUCUGUCAAGAUCUCCACUAGAGGGCUCUCCAUGUCAUUAUGGACAGUCUGCAGACAGACACCACACUGAUCUGCCAGAGAGACUACCACCCACCUGAUCUGGAAGGAACCUGCAUUUCAAUUCAUUAUAUUAUUACACUACGAUUAUUAAUAUUAUUACUACUUUAACUUAUUAUUAUAAUCUCUAUUACGUGAUUUUGCUUGAUGAUACUCUACUUACAUAUACUAACUCAUAAGCAUUGUUAUUUGACCUGUAAUUUACUGUAAUACUUUAGCUGUUUAAAAAUAGAGUAAAGAAAGGUAAAUAAAAUAUUAUUAAAAUGAAAAUGUAGUAUAACUCCUGUGUGAUCUGUACUGUUUGAGAACGGG
Salvelinus fontinalis (brook trout) is the source of this 1620-nucleotide messenger RNA. Its product is annotated as melanoma-associated antigen E1-like. The transcript is spliced from 4 exons. Lineage: Eukaryota; Metazoa; Chordata; Actinopteri; Salmoniformes; Salmonidae. The coding region runs from base 1 to 1272 and encodes 423 amino acids. The record is from RefSeq and is a predicted model, not a curated record.